AUGGAGGAAGACAAAAUCAUCAGUUUCCUUGAUUUAAAGCUUGCAAAACCGAUUAUUCGUGCUUUAAAUGAAAACAACUUCACAAAUCCAACAAAAGUUCAGGCAGAAACUAUUCCAAAAAUCCUUUCUGGCCAAGAUAUUUGUGCGACUGCGAUCACAGGCUCAGGUAAAUCUAUGGCCUUCUUGAUCCCAAUCGUUCAAAAACUCCUUACUUUCAGAGGUCUUCCUGGUCCAAAGGCCUUAAUUAUGAGCCCAACAAGAGAACUUGCCCAACAAUUAAAAGCUGUAUGUGACAUGCUUGCAGCACACUGCGCAAUUACAUCUACAUUGGUCAUUGGUGGUGUUUCAGAUGAAGAACAAAGAGAAUUACUUACACCUGCACCAGAUAUCAUUAUUGGUACACCAGGUCGUUUUAUUGACUCCAUUUUCAAUGCCAAAGUCCUUAAACUCGAACAUCUUCAGUUUUUCGUCCUCGAUGAAGCCGAUAGACUUCUCGGAAAAGGAUUCGAAUCACAACUCAACACAAUUGUCAGCCAAUUACCAGAAAAACAUCAGACAUUACUUUUCACAGCUACACUUAACGACCAAGUCGCUAAAUUAGCCACUAAAAUACAGAAAAAGUCUUCAGAAAAAAUUUCAAUCAACCCAUACAUGGAAUUAAACCCUAAUAUUACACAAAUGUUCAUUAAGACCAAGAAAGAAGAGCGUCGUCUUCCUUAUCUUGUUGCUCUUUGCAGAAAUAUGUGCAAAGAUAAAACAUUAGUUUUCUUCCCAACGAAAGCCCUUGCACAUCACGUAUUCUUACUUUUCAAGAACCUUGGCAUUGCUUCCGCCGAGCUUCACGCUGAUCUUUCCCAAACAGCACGUAAUGAAGCAAUUGAACAGUUUAGAGAGUCAAAAGUACAAUAUUUACUUGCUUCAGAUCUUGCAGCACGUGGUAUUGAUAUUCCUGAUAUUGAAUACGUUAUUAACUUCACAAUUCCAAAUGAAUUAGAAAGAUACAUCCACAGAACAGGUAGAACAGGCAGAGCAGGCAAGAAAGGCACUGCCAUCAGUAUGUAUGUCACUCCAGAAGAGAAAAGAGUCAUGAAAAAGAUGCAGAAGAACUCUCCUGGCGAAGUUCAGUUCAUGACCAUCCCAGAUAACCUUAGAGACCAAGCGUUAGAGAGUGUGAAACAGUACGAAGAACAGAUCGAAGAGGAAAAGAGGAAGGAAGAAGAAGAAAAGGAAAAGAGAGCUGAAAUUGCCGCAGAAAAGAGAAUGAAGGCAAUGCUCGAUAUCGAAGAGGAAGUUCCUCAAAAGAUGCCUGGUGAAGAUGCUUUCAAGAGGCAUAAAAAGAAUAGAAAAUAA
Trichomonas vaginalis G3 is the source of this 1350-nucleotide messenger RNA. Its product is annotated as helicase protein. The record is from RefSeq and is a predicted model, not a curated record. Gene Ontology annotation, molecular function: RNA helicase activity; ATP binding; nucleic acid binding. The transcript has a single exon. Bases 1 to 1350 code for a protein of 449 amino acids. Lineage: Eukaryota; Parabasalia; Trichomonadida; Trichomonadidae.